Molecule: messenger RNA, 933 nt
Organism: Arxiozyma heterogenica
Lineage: Eukaryota; Fungi; Ascomycota; Saccharomycetes; Saccharomycetales; Saccharomycetaceae
Gene: SBP1
Product: Sbp1p
Exons: 1
Coding region: 1-933 (310 amino acids)
Cellular component (GO): cytoplasm; ribonucleoprotein complex; nucleus
Molecular function (GO): mRNA binding
Source: RefSeq, a predicted model, not a curated record
AUGUCUUCCACUGAAGUUGAAUUAACUAACCAAGCCAACGUUGAAGAAACUCAAAAUGUUUCUAAAUUAUUAGUUGACCCGGAAACUACAAUUUUCAUUGGUAAUGUCGCUGUCGAAGCUACCGAAGAUGAUAUCAAGAAUAUCUUUAAAGGGGAAUUCGGUGAAGAUUUAAUUAUUGAUAUUCCAGAAACUCCAAGACAAAAACCAAAUGGCCAUGUCCCUCAAAGCAAACAUGCUCUAGUUCAAUUUCCUUCCAAGAUCGAUUUCGAGACCGUUAAAGAAAAAUACGAUUUAACCCAAUUGAAGGAAAGAGAGAUCCAUAUCAAGAAGGCAAGAACGAGUGAGGAAUUACAUUCUUUUGCUCAAAGAAGAUUCAGACAUCGUGGUAAUUUUAGAGGUGGAUCUCACCGUGGCAAUUUCAGGGGCGGAUCUCACCGUGGCAAUGGAAGAGGUGGUCAUCACCGUGGUAACUUCAGAGGUGGACACCGUCGUGGUGGCUUCAGAGGCAACAACUCUCAAAAGAAAGAAAAAAUCCCACUUGACCAAAUGGAAAGAUCUAAAGAUACUUUGUACGUCAAUAAUGUCCCAUUCAACACUACAAAGGAUGUAUUAGCUGAAUUCUUUGGCACUAAAGUGGAAAAUAUUGUUUUACCAAUGAAAAAAUUAAGAAAUUUCCGCUCUGGAAAAGUUUACGAAUCUGACACACUAAAUAGAGGUAUCGCUUUUAUCACUUUUGAAGAUUUGGAUAACCAAGAAGAUGCUAUCGCCAAAAAAGUCGAGGAAUUUAAUGGUAAGGAUUUAGGUGACAGAACUAUCACUGUUGAUAUUGCCGUUAUAAAGCCAGAAAACAUCGAAAAAAAUGAAUCUGCAUCUGAAUCAGAAGCCGAAGAAGCAACUGAAGAAGAAGAAGAAGGUAACAAACAAGAAGCUUGA